UCUUAUAUCGCCACACACCCGGUCUGAGUGAGGAAAGUCCCGAGCGGAAUAUUUUACGAGAGAGGAUUUCUUCAAUGUUCGCUAAAAUAAGUAGUCAAAAAUACAAACAUCUCGGACUUGUUCUUCGUGGCAUCCCAGUCGUGCACAGCUAAGUCACAAAAGCAGUGGUAACCUCCAGUUUAGCCCUGCCCAGCCUCACACACCCCACCGGCCUGGCUCAAGGAGGGAGGGAAAAUCAUAAGAUUGUUGAUAUUGUGGGUUCAAUAGUUGUUGCUUUACACGUGUCACGUCUUCUGGUUAUUGUUUUCAGUGCAGACAGCUUUUGAAAGACUGCCCAGAAUUGGUUUAGAAUUUGGUAGAUCGUUAAACUGCAAGUUUGUAUCCGUAGCCUAAAGAGGCACGAGUGCUCACAAGCUAGUAACGUUAGCGACAAUACAGCAGACGAGUUCCAUCCCUCCAGACGUAACUUCAAGAGGCCAUUCAGUGUGCCUACAUGGGACUAAUUCCGAUCAUGCAACAGCCUGUCAUAUUUUACCGAUCAGCAUUCUCGCAUUGAGCAACAUAACACACAUUUGUAACGGGGAACCGUAUAAUAUUUACUUAGUAAGCUAGCCAUCUUGCUAGACAGGCCAGCUUCCUUGUAUCAAAUAGCAAACGGUCUAGUACUAGUAGCUAACGUUAAUGGUGGCUGGACUGCGUUGUCAGAACUAUGGAAAUGAGAACGUUAGUUUGUUUUAAAGUGCCUUUUUUUUUUUUUUUUUUUUAGAUUAUUAGCAAACCGUAUAUAAUUUUAAUGAGACAUUGACUCCAAACACGGAAGCUAAUAAUCGUAUUUACAUUUUUUUGUUGUAAUUAUCACAUUUAUGUUGGAUUUAAGUCGCUGAGAGCCAACAAAAGACUCAAUUUUGGAUAUCAAUUGACGAGACGAAUAAUUUCUGUGUCCCUGGUUUUAACUGGAUUUGGCCUCCCCCUUUUGGUUCGACGCGGGAGCAGCGGGAUUUCGACGUCCCACUCAUCUGUCACGUCGAUAUUUGUAUACAUUUUCCUAUCCCUCCCACAACCUUUCCCCGUUUCUCUCUCCGAUGCGGAGUGCUGAGUAACGCCGGCAACCAAAUCGAUAACGGCGGCCGGACAUGCUGAAGUGUAUCCCUUUGUGGCGUUGUAACCGCCACGUCGAGUCGGUGGACAAGCGACAUUGUAAUUUGCAAAAUGUCCCCGAUGAGAUAUUUCGCUACAGCCGCAGUCUGGAGGAGCUUCUCCUCGACGCUAACCAACUCCGAGAACUACCCAAGCCUUUCUUCAGACUUCUGAACCUGCGGAAACUGGGUCUGAGUGACAAUGAGAUCCAGAGGCUCCCUCCUGAGGUGGCCAACUUCAUGCAGCUGGUGGAGCUCGACAUCUCCAGAAACGACAUUCCUGAGAUCCCCGAGAGCAUUAAGUUCUGCAAGGCAUUGGAGAUUGCAGACUUCAGUGGAAACCCCCUCUCCAAGUUGCCUGAUGGUUUCACUCAGCUCAGAGGGCUCGCCCACCUGGCACUUAACGAUGUUUCAUUGCAGACACUGCCCAACGACAUAGGAAACCUGGCCAACCUGGUGACGCUGGAGCUCAGGGAGAACCUGCUCAAGUCCCUGCCCACGUCACUCUCUUUCCUGGUGAAACUGGAGCAUCUGGACCUGGGCAGCAAUGAACUGGAUUUGUUGCCGGACACACUUGGUGCUCUCCCUAACCUACGGGAGCUGUGGUUGGACCGCAACCAGCUCUCCUCUUUGCCACUAGAGCUGGGGAACCUGCAGAGACUCGUGUGUCUAGAUGUGUCAGAGAACCGACUGGAGGAGUUGCCCUCAGAGCUCAGCGGCCUGCUGGCCCUCACUGACCUGCUGCUCUCACACAACCUCCUGGAGGUGGUCCCCGACAGCAUAGGCUCUCUGAAGCAGCUGUCCAUCCUGAAAGUGGACCAGAACCGACUGACCCACCUGAGUGACUCCAUAGGAGAGUGUGAGAACCUGACGGAACUCGUACUGACCGAGAACCUCUUACAGACUCUGCCUCGCUCGCUGGGCAAGUUGAAGAAGCUGACCAACUUGAAUGUGGACCGCAACCGGCUGGGCGACGUGCCUGAUGAGCUGGGUGGUUGCGCCAGCCUCAACGUGCUCUCCCUCAGAGACAAUCGCGUGGCCAAAUUGCCCGCUGAGCUGGCUGACGCCACUGAGCUUCAUGUUCUGGAUGUGGCAGGGAACAGGUUACAGAACCUGCCAUUUGCCCUGGCCAACCUCAACCUGAAGGCCAUGUGGCUGGCAGAGAACCAGUCCCAGCCCAUGCUCAAGUUCCAGACGGAGGACGACGAGAGCACCGGGGAGAAGGUGCUCACCUGCUACCUGUUGCCCCAGCAGCCCUCCCCCAGCCUGGAGAACCUGCUGCAGAACAGUGUGGACGACAGCUGGAUAGACAGCAACCUGAACCGGGUAUCCGUUAUCCAGUUCCAGGAGGAGACCACCAAGCAGGAUGAGGACGAUGAGGCGGCUGCAGAGCGCAGGGGUCUCCAGCGCCGGGCGACGCCCCACCCCAGUGAGCUGAAGGUCAUGAAGAAGGUGAUUGAGGAGAAGAGGAAUGAGGCCUACAUAUCCUGUCCUGAUGGAGAGCCAGAGUCUCCUGGUACUGAGGAGAAACGACUGAGCAAUCUGUCCAAUCAGAGCCACGACUCUGCGGCGUCCAACAGUACAGCCUCUGCCAACUCUCACGAGGAGAGACGGUGCGUGAUUACCACAGCGAGGGAGAGCCUAGUGGGUGGGCGUGUGGAACAGGAGGAGGAGGAGCUAGACGAGAUGGAGGUGGAGUAUGUGGAGCCCACGGUGCACUUUGCAGAGGAGCCCAUAUACCAGGGUGGGAAUGAGUACUGUGAGGACGAGGAGGGUGGGGACGGGGUCCCAUGCAGCGACCUAGAGGAACAGAGGCCCCAGUUCCCUACGGAGAAGCAGCGUCUGAUCAGGAAGGACACGCCGCACUACAAGAAGCACUUCAAGAUUACCAAGCUGCCAAAACCCGAGGCGGUGGCCGCGUUACUGCAGGGCUUCAGCCCCGACGCACACCUGGCCCAACACCCCACCUCGCACCACCCUGACCCCGAGAAGGAGGAAGAGGAAGAGGAGGAGUGUAUGGUUACUCCACAGCGCCACAACAGAAUAGAAGAGCCAAAGCAGGAGGAGAGGAGUCUGCUUCAUGUCAACUCUUCCCUGCAGUCGGUCAAGGGGGUGUCAUUUGAUCAAGUCAAUAAUCUCCUGAUUGAGCCUGCUCGAAUUGAGGAGGAAGAGCACACCCUGACCAUUUUACGUCAAACUGGGGGCCUGGGCAUCAGCAUAGCCGGAGGACAGGGAUCCACACCCUACAAGGGGGAUGAUGAGGGAAUUUUCAUCUCCAGGGUGUCUGAAGAGGGCCCUGCAGCGCAGGCUGGGGUCAAAGUGGGAGACAAACUCCUAGAGGUGAACGGUGUGGUUCUCCAGGGGGCAGAGCACCACACGGCGGUAGAGGCGCUGCGCAGCUCGGGCGCCGCCGUCUCCAUGAGCGUCCUCCGGGAGCACAUGGUGGAGCCGGAGAACGCCAUCACCACCACACCGCUAAGGCCCGAGGACGACUACUUCCCCCGGGAGAGACGGGCCAGUGGCCUUCCCUUCUGCAUUGAGGCAGGCUCCCCCGCAGGCUUCCGACACAGGCUGUCUGCCUGCCUGGUCCGCAAUGACAAGGGUCUGGGCUUCAGCAUUGCCGGGGGCAAAGGCUCCACAGCCUACCGCACGGGGGACAUGGGGAUCUACAUCUCGCGGAUCGCAGAGGGAGGGGCGGCCCACAGAGACUGCACACUCCGAGUAGGGGACAGGGUCAUCACCAUCAAUGGCGUAGACAUGACCGAGGCCAGGCAUGACCAGGCAGUAGCGCUGCUUACCGGCACCUCUCCCACCAUUGCUCUCCUGGUGGAGCGUGACCAGGCUGAGCCGGGCACCCCAGGGGGCUCCCCGGGCCUGUCCCGUGCCCGCGCCCACUCCCCCCCACCUCCAGAGCCCUCUGACUCACCCGACCAGGAAGAGGGCAACGACGACUCGAGCCUCUUGCCCCAUGGGAACCACCUGAGCCAGCCGCUGGAGGACGAAUACCCCAUCGAGGAAGUGGCGUUGGUGAAAGCGGGCGGCCCCCUGGGACUGAGCAUCGUGGGAGGCAGUGAUCACGCCAGUCACCCGUUCGGCAUCAACGAGCCUGGCGUCUUCAUCUCUAAGGUGAUCCCCCAUGGCUUGGCGUGUCAGAGUGGGCUGCGGGUGGGGGACAGGAUACUGGAGGUGAACACCAUCGACCUGCGCCACGCCACCCACCAGGAGGCUGUUAAAGCCCUGCUCUCCAACAAGCAGGAGAUCCGCAUGCUGGUGCGCAGGGACCCCUCGCCUCCCGGGAUGGAGGAGAUAGUGAUCCAGAAGCAGCCUGGAGAAAAGCUGGGCAUCAGCAUCCGCGGCGGUGCCAAGGGCCACGCUGGCAACCCCUUCGACGCCACCGAUGAGGGCAUUUUCAUAUCCAAGGUGAGCUCCAGCGGUGCGGCGGCCAGGGAUGGCCGUCUGCUUGUGGGCAUGCGGAUCUUGGAGGUGAGUAACCACAGCCUGCUGGGCAUGACCCACACGGAGGCUGUACGCGUGCUCCGCGCCGUGGGAGACACCCUGGUCAUGCUGGUGUGUGACGGCUUCGACCCUGGCAACGCUGCCUCUGUAGAGGCGUCACCGGGCAUCAUUGCCAACCCGUUUGCCGCAGGCAUCGUGCGUAAGAACAGCAUGGAGAGCAUCUCCUCUAUAGACCGAGACCUGAGUCCCGAGGAGAUGGACAUCCUACAGAAGGAGGUGGAGAUGGUGCGAGAGACAUCCCAGUGGGAGAGAGAAGAGAUGGAGAAGGUGAACCUGGGCACUGGGCCUCUGAAACUGGACUACCGGACGCUGGCCGCACUGCCCACCACCGCUCUCCAGAAGGUCAACAGGGCGCCCUCCACUGAGCCCCCCAGGACAGACAGUCCCAUUAGAGACGCCCCCUACUCACCAACCACACAACCGGCAAGCAUUCAUUUCACCCCUACUGCACUGCCUGCCAAGGAGGAACUCUCACCACUGAGUCCCUAUGAGACAAGGCCAGGUGCCAUCCAGCCCCUCUCCCGUGGUGGCGGGCAGCCGAUCACCUCGCCAGCCACUCCGGACGGGCACAGCAGCCCCAAUCCCUUCCAGCAUGGCCCCUUCCCCAUCAACUCUCAGACCUUUGAUCUGUUUGGCGAGAGGAACAACGUCCACCACAUUCAGCCUUCUCCAGAGACUCCAUCACCUGGUGGCAGAGACGACCUGGCGCAGCGCUCCUUCAGGGACAGACAGAAGUACUUUGAAAUCGACAUGAAGCAGCAGACGCCCGACACCAAGCCCAAAGGCCGCGUGUCCCUGGUUGGAGCAGACGACCUGAAGAAGAUGAGGGAGGAGGAAGAGAGGAGAUUCGAGCAGCGGGCACAGGAGUACCUGAUGGAUGAAGAUGACGAGGAGGAGGAUGACCUGGUGAAGCAGAUGGGAGUGUUGAAGGCCACGGGCAAAGUGGUGCUGGACGGGGUGGAGUACAAGGUUGAGCCUGUAGCCACCCCCCGCAGGCACUGUAACACGCCCCCCAGCUACAGCGCCACACUCCCUAGCUACUGUGGCAGCUCAGGGCCCUCGUCAGUGGAUGGUAAAGGAGACUACCAGAGGAAUUCCUCAGAGGAGAGCUUCAAGCUGGAGCAGCAGAGGCCCAACUCCAUGACUGGUCUGAUCCCAGUGUACCCUGGAGAGUCGGGGGCUCCCAUCCGGACAGCCAAGGCAGAACGGAGGCAACAGGAGCGGCUGAGGAUGCAGAGUCCAGAGCUGGCCCCAGCUGGAGACAAGGACCUCUCCCCCUCCGAGAAACGGGCUCUGGAAGCCGAGAAGAGAGCCAUGUGGAGGGCAGCAAGGAUGAAGUCUCUGGAGCAGGAUGCUUUGAAGGCUCAGAUGGUCAUCGCUAAGUCCAGGGAGGGAAAGAAGCGUGGCACACUGGACCAGCUGGACAAGGAGCACCCAACAGCCCGCCCAUUCACGCCAUCUCUCUGUCCCCAUUUUUCCCCUCUGGAAGAUUUCAGUCCACAAGGAGUAACGUCACCAGGCAGACUGUCUCCUGACUUGGUCGAUGACAUUCAGUUCAUUGACGAUGGCUCCAGUAACCCAGUGCAUGCUGCGGAUCCCGGGACUGAGGUGCCCACUGCCACCUCAGCACUGGAGAUGGCCCUCUACAGCAACACGCGCCAGCUGAGGCAGGGCUGCCGCAGCCUGGAGACCGCCGUGCCCACAUAACACAUCACACACAUCUACCACAAGAGACUCGGGAGACAUACAUACACAGAGGAGGCACCAGGUCACUACACACACACUCACAGGUUUGGGAGAUGCGUCCCAUGUAACCACUGCAGAGACCAUGAUGCUGAUAGUCAACACACACACACACAAUGUCAUAUCUUGCCUUUACAGUCUGACGAUGUGUUGGCCUGAACAUGAGGCCCAACGUUCCUGAGGCCAGGGAGGAGGAGGGCUGGUGAGGGGAGCUAGCAUUACGCUUCAGAAAUACCAUUCUCUUUUUUAUUUGUGUUCUUUUUCUUCAGUUUACGUUUUAGUAGCUGAAUUAUAUUAACAGGUGACUUAUGUUUUUACUUUUGACCCUCUGAUUUUUGCUGUUUUAAAUGAAAAAUGUGUUAUGGAAGAGAAAGGAAAAAAUAUGAAUUGUGUAGAUGUAAUACUAAUUUUUCAGAUGCUAUUUUUGAGGUUUUCAAUGAAUAUAUUGUUAAAUGUCAGGGUUUUUAGCGGACUUCGGGGGGCGUGUAUAUAUUGGGAACAUACUGCUACCUUCACUGCCACAUUUUAAACACUACAUACAUAUCUCAACUGCACUACCACACUACUUAGAAAACAACAUGUUUAUUUUUAAAUAAUUUAUUUUGCUUGUAUUUUAUUACUCGAUUCUAAAGCCUCUCCUGUAAUACAUUGUUACCCCCUGUACUUUCGAGUGCAACAGAACAAUGCAUAUCAUUUUAUUUAUCAUAAUGACAUCAAUGCAUAUCAUGAUAUCAUUUUAAUUCAAAUGUACAUCUUAUGAGGCAAGCACAUGUUUAAUCCAUAUCACCAAGAUAUUUUCUUUUACAAUGAAUACAUUUGUUUUCACUCUGAUGCACAGGCCUUAACCAGGUUCUGACUGGUACAUUUACAAGGAAUAUGCUGUCACAGACUUGUAGGAUACUGAUCCCAGUACAGUUGUUUGAUCUCGGUGGAUCAGAGUAAAGGAUCUCUAGCUUUCCUGGACCAGGUUUAUCAAAUUCUGUCCCAUUCCUAUUCUCGAGAAUGUAACUACACUGGAGAGACCAGCAGAGACACCCACACACACAUGGACAGAUAAGCCACUAGUCUUUAUUCAAAAUGGCUGUAAAUUUAGGAACAUAAUCUCAGCUUCAUUUACAUAUACGGUACUUUCCCUGCCCUUUUGGUGGAAAUCAAUGUGAAUCUCACUCCUAUCUGGAUGGUUUUCCAGAUUUUACCGGUGAAGGUAGCAGGUGUUUGCUUCUUUUUUUAUCUGCCUUUGAUUAAUUUAAAUCUGACACCCACUGAAAAUCCUUUAUUGUUGUGUGAAUAAUGUACAAAAUACUGAAUGGAAAGCUAAAUGUACGGUUGAAAUUGAGCCAGUCUACUAAGCCACGACCAAGCAAGUGUCUGGACUGGGGAGCUCUCUCCCUACCUCUCUCUCUCUGCAUGUACAAUAUAUUGGCUUUAUUGGGAGAACCUAUAGAGGCAGAAGACAUUUUGUUAAUCCCUUUUGAAAUGGAUCUCAUUCGACCAUCAUUCUCGAUCUCUUUCCUCUGCUUUACCUGCUGCUGUCAUGGAUGUUAUCUGAUGACAGCUUUGUUUUUGGAGAGUCAUGGUAGAAGCACUCGUGUUUAAUUUAAUGUACUAAUCAUAUCUUUCUGCGUUGCUUUCGCUGACUGAAAUUCAGUUAGGAUGAUAACAUUUGCGAUUGGUUGAUUUUUUAAAAAGAAAUUUACUUACUGUAGUGGGUAAAACUUUCCAGACAAAAUGGGAUUCACAACAUUUUUUUAUGCCAAACAACUGUUGGAACUUCCUUUUGGUUACACUCUUCUCUUGAAUUAUUUUGGGGGACUAUUUUUCCCAAAUGAGUCAGAGGGAAAGGGUAGAAGUGCUGGGGUCAAGGCUCAUCCAAAACUGUAACUAGUGAAUUUGUACAACCAAAGAGGUCUAUUUUGUGGUUCACGAAUAAAAAAAGUUUACUUUUCAUUUAACAAGCUGA
Molecule: messenger RNA, 8355 nt
Organism: Oncorhynchus tshawytscha (Chinook salmon)
Lineage: Eukaryota; Metazoa; Chordata; Actinopteri; Salmoniformes; Salmonidae
Product: protein scribble homolog
Exons: 41
Coding region: 1134-6359 (1741 amino acids)
Biological process (GO): neurotransmitter receptor transport postsynaptic membrane to endosome; neurotransmitter receptor transport, endosome to postsynaptic membrane
Cellular component (GO): postsynaptic density; postsynaptic membrane; adherens junction
Molecular function (GO): protein binding
Source: RefSeq, a predicted model, not a curated record